UUGCCUUUACAUCAUGUAUUUUCCUCACCCAGGAUGAGUUGUUUUAUCUUUUAAAGUAGCUUAAAUGACUAUGAAUCACGAAACAUCGGAUCUGGAUAUUGACCGUAGUUGCCAGGAAUUUGAGACUUAUUAUCAUACCACUUUAACAAGCCUGCCGGGUCGUUUCGAAGGAUUUGCCAUUCGUUACAAGCAAGAAAUCUUCAAACACACCGAAUUUUGUUUAGAUCACCCACCAUGUACUACAAAGGAAUUCCUUUCACUUCUUUCCUGUUUCCGUUCCCUGUAUUAUAGUUCAGUGUCGUGUUGAAGAUACAUCUCUGUCAUAUACGGUAGUUCUUACUCUAUAAACCGUGGUAUAAGGGAACUCGUAUGAUUUUGUUAUGUUUUAGUAGGGAUAUUAUAACGCAGUAGAAACAAAAAAUGUAAUUAUAUUUAAAAGUGACGUAACAUGCAUACAUCAUGCCUAAGAUUUUAAGAAGCAUUUCAAUGACCCAAAUAUUUAUACCUCGUUAUCGUUUAGUGGACGAACCACCACAGAAACCCCAUUAUGUUUAUGUUGUAGAAGUGUUGGAAGGAGGUGAACAUCUUCGAGUUGAAAGGCGUUACAGCGCAUUCCACUGUCUCCACAGAGAGUUGAGAAAAUGCUAUAGUACCCCAUUGUUUCCACCAAAAAGGGUACGUAGCUGUCAACCAAAGGUUCUGGAAAGAAGAAGACAGACUCUGGAACAGUAUUUACAGGCAAUGUUCAGGUUUGGACCAAGUAGAGCAGAAGUACUGGCAUUUCUUGGGGUAAAGAAAUUGAAAGACAGUCUUGAAUGCAUGGAUUUUGCUGCUGAAGAUAAAUCUAUGGACCAUCAGCCAAUAUAUAAUUAUAAGAAGGAUCCAUACAUGCAAGUAGAAGAGAACAGUAAUUUACCUGAUGUCGUAACUCAAGGCGUGUUACUGGGAUUGUAUGGAAACUCUCAAUGACUUCAGAUCAGAAACUGUUUUUAUCGCUGAAA
Messenger RNA from Zootermopsis nevadensis, 1001 nucleotides. RefSeq names its product sorting nexin-24. Gene Ontology annotation, molecular function: phosphatidylinositol phosphate binding. The record is from RefSeq and is a predicted model, not a curated record. NCBI's taxonomy places the organism in Eukaryota, Metazoa, Arthropoda, Insecta, Blattodea, Termopsidae.